Molecule: messenger RNA, 492 nt
Organism: Talaromyces proteolyticus
Lineage: Eukaryota; Fungi; Ascomycota; Eurotiomycetes; Eurotiales; Trichocomaceae
Exons: 3
Coding region: 1-492 (163 amino acids)
Molecular function (GO): oxidoreductase activity, acting on paired donors, with incorporation or reduction of molecular oxygen; monooxygenase activity; heme binding
Source: RefSeq, a predicted model, not a curated record
AUGAUCGACUUAAUCAAAAAGGAAAAGCUAACCAUUCCCGAAGACAGUCCCAUGUGCAUGGUCAAAAAAAUAAUAAUCGUUGCACAGCAAAAAUCUGAGAGCGGAAAGAUCAUCACAGACUGGGAUAUUCAUAUUACAGCUCACGCAAACAUCGGCGCAGGAAGUGAUACUACGUCUUUGGGCUUGAGCACCGUUCUAUACUAUCUUUACAGAAAUCCUCUCAGCCUUGAAAAAUUGCGGAAAGAUAUCAAAUGGCAGAAUUUAUCCUAUCUACAGGCUGCGAUCAAGGAAGCACCGCGUAUGCCUCCUGGCACGGGAUUGCCUCUAUGGCGAAAAGUUCCUGAGGGCAAGAUGACCAUAUGUGACCUCUUUUCCAAAAGGAUUAGGUCAUCCAUCAAAACUGAGCAGUAUAUGGAGAAGAUGCCGAUCAGUAUCGACCUGACCGCUGGCUCAAAACUACUUCCGAUAGUAACGAAGCCGCACCCAAACUGA